GACGAAUGCAAAACAUGCCUUGAUGGACGUCACGAAUACACUACUUGUAAUGACAGAUACGGAUCAUGCGUGUGUGUCUGCAAACCUGGAUAUACCGGAGAUGGACAAGUUUGUAAAGACUACAACGGCUGGACUCUCAUAGCUCGAUUCUCGAACAGCGAUAGUAAUAAUUGGAUGCGUGACGAUGGAAAAUGGUGGUAUGACCAGCAAAUUGCAAAUGGAGUGACAAACAACACCUUAGAGAACAAAGAUAUGAUCUCGCCAGCCUUUUGGUCGGUCUGCGGAAGAGAAAUAAAGAUCACGCGCAGUGACGACCUCAGCCACACCCCUUUGUUACAGACCACAGGAAACUGUUUGGAUGGACAAACAUUCCGAUCAAAAAUCAGUAGCUAUGGCGACUUUAGAAAUGGUAAAGUCUGGGCCAGUGAUCAGUGUCUGGGAAGUUGCACGGUUCAAUAUGGUGGACAAUACAAAUCAACAGAUGGGUUUCAACAGGCUGAGUGCAGUGGAAACAUCCAAAGUGCAGACAAGAUCGGCUUCUGGUGUGACUGGGAUGAUGGUGAUGGAUCAGUGAUGAUGAUUGGGGGAGGAGGAAGAAGCUGUGCACGUGCAGACCAUGGGAUUGGAAUCACAGAAACUGACGCUGCUUCUUUUGUUGAAAAGGGUGGCAGAGCGUCUGAAUAUGACUUUGGUUCUAAUGCUAAAAAAGACACCGCUCAAUCCCAGUUCUACUCGUUGAACUUAUGGAUCCGUUAAAAAUAGUCAGCUCUUCAUUUUUCAAACUUAGUUUAGAGCUAAAGAACUUUGCAGAGAAUGAAAUUAUUAAUUUAAUGUCAAGAGAGGAAGCUGUGCACGUGCAGAUCAUGGAAUUGGAAUCACAGAAACUGGCGAUGCUUCUUUUGUUCACCUCGGAACCCAUGAGACUGAUGAUUGGUCAUGGUGCUCAAACAUCCAUCCCGGUCCUACUCGUUAAAUUCAUGGAUCCGUUAAAAUUAAUCAGCCCUUCGUUUUUCAAAUUAACUCAGUUUAGAUCCGAAGAAAUUUUAAGAGGAUGAAAUUAUUCAUUUAAUGUCACAUUGUAAUCCAAGUUUGAGGAAUAUCUUAAAGUGGUCAGUAAUCGCGCA
Stylophora pistillata is the source of this 1124-nucleotide messenger RNA. RefSeq lists its product as uncharacterized. Gene Ontology annotation, molecular function: calcium ion binding. The record is from RefSeq and is a predicted model, not a curated record. NCBI's taxonomy places the organism in Eukaryota, Metazoa, Cnidaria, Anthozoa, Scleractinia, Pocilloporidae.